Molecule: messenger RNA, 934 nt
Organism: Ectocarpus sp. CCAP 1310/34
Lineage: Eukaryota; Phaeophyceae; Ectocarpales; Ectocarpaceae
Source: the annotation of a GenBank genome assembly
AUAUAUAGCAUCCACCCCCCCCCACACACACACAGACAUCCACUGACUGCUAGCGUGUACAGCAGUACUCGCACGCGAGAGUAGCAAGCAGCAACUUUUGGCCCCUGUCACAUCCAUACCGAGACCAAUGUCUCCGAUGGUAGUAACAACCUCAGAGCACUUUAUUGAUACUACAUCCUCGCGUGCAUUCAGGCUGUCCCUGUCCCAGAGCCGACUCCUGCCCCAGCCCCAGCCCCUGCCCCUCGCAGACCCGUUUGGGGGGGGCUCCCUGACGUCGGUGAACAUUUGCGUGCCGGGGGCGAGCAACCAUCGCCAAGUGCCGGCAACGGGACGGGUGGUUGGAAACCCUGGAACAGCAGUGCCAUGUCAGUGGAACCUGCCGCCGUAGGAGAGCGGGGCGAACUAUCAACUCCGCCGUCGUCAUUCUACGCCAUGGGCAUUCUCGGGGUACGUGGCUAGAUCAGGGGCUUCGAUGGGGUCGGGCUUGUUCCAAUCCGAGUUGGCAUUGGAUGGCGUUAGUUGAUUGACGUCUAUUUCACGCCGGCCGAGUACUUGGUUAGUGGCCACGUCCUAGCUGUACAGCAGACAGCAGCAGAUAUACUGCUGUCAAUGUUCACCUACGUUCCUUUUUUUCUUCUGAAACAUAAUAUGAUACCUGCAAAUUCGCGAGGAUUUCACAUUUUCCCGCCCCAACACCAAACAAGCCUCGCGUGGGUUUUCACUUUUGUGUCCACCUGUUGCGAACACCCCCCGCCCCCCCUAUCAUCACUGUGCACGACCUCUCUUUGCCUUCCAUUUGGUGCUAUCCAAACGUAAAAUGGUAUGUAUGUUUAGGAUCUGCUGUACCACCGUGUUGGCGAUUAUCUUGACCUUAUGCACGCGAGCAUGAUCCAGGACGAAACACCAUCCAGCCCUAACUCUCAUGCUGAACUUA